This is a messenger RNA of Pipistrellus kuhlii (Kuhl's pipistrelle), 5246 nucleotides long. It is a transcript of the gene TNFRSF19, whose product is annotated as TNF receptor superfamily member 19. The record is from RefSeq and is a predicted model, not a curated record. The coding region runs from base 1242 to 2366 and encodes 374 amino acids. Gene Ontology annotation, molecular function: signaling receptor activity; protein binding. Gene Ontology annotation, biological process: positive regulation of canonical NF-kappaB signal transduction; positive regulation of JNK cascade. NCBI's taxonomy places the organism in Eukaryota, Metazoa, Chordata, Mammalia, Chiroptera, Vespertilionidae. The transcript has 9 exons. Gene Ontology annotation, cellular component: plasma membrane.
GAAAAAGGCAAAUUCAUUUCAAUUUGAUGAAUCAAUAUGUAAAAUCAAGCAUUUAAAAUUCUGGAGAAGGCCAACAAUCUCUGUGUUGACUUCAGGUUGAGUAAGAAUACUUACUUUGAGUAUAUGUACACCAGGAGCAGUUAAACAGUUAAAUACGUUGGUCACAUAGCAGCUAAUUAGUAAAGAUCAUAGCCUUUUAAAAAUAACUUUCUAGCUGAAGAAAAAGAAUAAUAAAGCAAUAUGCACACAACUUCUUUUCAUGAUUUACUGGUUGGGCAAUGAGUCCAUUCAUCGUAUUUUCGUAUUUUAUCUGUCUAAAAUGUUUAUAUUUAAAGUAAGAUGUUUAAACAGUAUUGGGUUAUCUUCUUGUCCACACAUUACAGAGUAUGUAGCCUUUAAACCAAAGUUUUAAAACCUGGGUUUUAAAAAGAGAACAACCACCUAUCAGCAAUUAUAGAGACAAGGGAACUUGUAUAUCUGAAAAUGAAAUGUUAUUUGGCCGCUCUUGAGUUGCCUUAGCUGGGUCUAAUAUGAGGAAAUUUUAAAAAGAAUGGGGGCUACUUAUACUGGAGAAGAACACUACACAUGUUGCAGAGAGUGGUUUUGGAAUCUAUCCAGACUCACUUCUAAAAUAAAAAUUUAAACAGCUGUGUUUCAGAAAUGCUUGUGCACAAUUCUCUUAGAAUAGAUUGGGCUGAUGCUUGAGGUGCCUUUAGUCCUUAAUACUUCAAUUGUUCUAUUUAUAUUUUGAGAUAAACAUUUAUGAAUUUGGGGAAAAGUACCUUAGUUACAAUAUGCUUUUUAUUGAACAUUUCAAGAACACUGUAUUAUGGUUAUUUUACUAAGACAAAGAUGAUAGAGUCUGCAACUCAGAGAAAUAAAAGGAAUUAGUUUCAAAACUCUAUCAUAGUUUAAGUUUUGUUAAGAAAAAAUUAUCGGAGCCUGACACUGAGCAGUCCUUAAUGUUUUUAAACUUUGGAGGAAUUGAAGGUAUUGUAUUUGGCAAAAGAACAUUUUAGAGCAUGUAGAGAUUUAGUAAAAAAAUAUUUCAUGAUUUGAAAAUAAGGAAAAUCAUUCUCAUUUCUCAUCAAACAACAAUAUGUCUAUUUUAUUACAGCACACCUUUGUGAGUUUUCUAGGCUACAGAAAGGACAGCCAAUAAUGUAGGAAGAACAAUUUUCAGAAUACAGUGAAAUUGCAGGCUAAGAACUCUUCAACAAUAAGUACAUUUAAUAAGAACCAUGGCUUUAAAAGUGCUACUAGAACAAGAGAAAACAUUUUUCACCAUUGUAGCUUUACUAGCCUAUUUGGUAAGUAAAGUGAUUUGUGAAACGGGGGACUGUAGACAACAAGAAUUCAAGGAUCGGUUUGGAAAUUGUGUUCUCUGCAAGCAGUGUGGACCAGGCAUGGAGUUGUCUAAGGAAUGUGGCUUUGGCUACGGGGAGGAUGCUCAGUGUGUGACUUGCCGGCUGCACAGGUUCAAGGAGGACUGGGGCUUUCAGAAAUGCAAGCCGUGCCUGGACUGUGCGGUGGUGAACCGCUUCCAGAAGGCAAACUGUUCUGUCACCAGUGAUGCUGUCUGUGGGGACUGCUUGCCAGGGUUUUAUAGGAAGACAAAACUUGUUGGUUUUCAAGACAUGGAGUGUGUACCUUGUGGAGACCCUCCUCCUCCUUAUGAACCACACUGUACCAGCAAGGUCAACCUCGUGAAGAUCCCGUCCACAGCCUCCAGCCCGAGAGACACAGCCCUGGCUGCCGUGAUUUGCAGUGCCUUGGCUACUGUCCUGCUGGCUCUGCUCAUUCUCUGCAUCAUCUAUUGUAAGAGACAAUUUAUGGAGAAAAAACCCAGCUGGCCUGUUCACUUGAUCCCAUCCUUGUGCUGUGAUGACUCCUGCAGCAUCGACCAGGUGACUCUUGCUUGCAGGGUGCAUUCCCAGGCCACACUUCAGGAGAGAAAUGCAGGUCCUGUGGAAGAGACCAUGCCAUCUUUCUUCGGGUCCCUUUCUCAGUCCAUCUGUGGCGAGUUUUCGGAUGCCUGGCCUCUGAUGCAAAAUCCCAUUUUUGGUGAUGAUAUCUCUUUUUGUGACUCUUAUCCUGAACUCACUGGAGAAGAUAUUUAUUCUCUCAACCCAGAAAAUGAAUCCUUGGAUUCAAACAGUAGUCAGAAUUUGGUUGGUGGCACUGUUCCAAUUCAAGCUUCUUCUGAAAACUUUACAGAAACUACUGAUUUAUUUAGAUACAACCCACUGACAGAACCAGUGCGAACUCAGGAUGCACUAAUUACUAGAAGCCAGCUAGGUCAAACGAGUGGAGAUUUCAAUAACCGAACCACUCAAACUCAGACAUCCCUCCAGGGAGCUUUUUAGGACUCCAUUCUUCCUGGAUUAGAGGUGCACGUAUGGAACCCAAGGGGCACACACGCCUCCACUUACACUUAUGGACUGAGCAGUCUGGACCUUUCAUGGCUUCUGGAGGGAAAUUUAAAUCUGAAUCAAACUAAUGACUUUUUAAGCCUUUCAACCAGUUGCUUCUGAGCCAGACCAGCUGUAAGCUGAAACCUCAAGGAAGAACAGAACAAGACUGCAGGCACUCAUGAUGCUUUGCAUCUUUCCUAAACAAGAAGCUUCUAUGCUACAAGUAUGACUUCAAGGACUGAUGCACUGAGUUGGCAGCCAGGAAGGUUAUGGACCAAUAACAAGAACCAGAAAUGCAUUUUGGUUCGUGUGUAUUUUCAUGGUGAAUGUGAUUUCACAAGACUCAAGAUCCAAAGUAUAAGUUUUCAUCUAUAUUUUCUUUUAAAAUAAUUUUAUAUAGUCAAUUAUCCUACUAAAAGUCAAUGUUAGAUUAGUUACCUUAGUUUUUAUGUAGAAUGGGUUAAAAAUGAAUGUUUCUAUUUGAGGAAGGUCACUUUUUGGUCAUCUAAACUAAUUGACUUAGAAGGCUAGAAUUGACUUCAUUCUGCCUGCCUAAAUAUUGGGUUUAUUAGUUGAAGUCAAUUGACCAAACUAGAAAUUAGAGGAAAAGAAGUUUUUUAAAGAAUCAACAUUUCUAACCUCAGCCAGCAGCUCACAAACACCUACUUUCUGGAGCUAGUCAUGAGAGGACUGUGUCAGGGAACAAGGUGGAGAAAGGCCACCCAUCACCCUGAGUCCAAAACCACUGAACACACACAUUCUAGAGACUUGCAUACAAAGAUGAACAUAUUUCUAUGGAAAUCAGUUGGUAUGGUAGCAUCUGUUACUCUGUCCCUGUGACAGAAGAUGCAGAAUUUCUCUUUUAUAGAAAAGUAUUUAUUAAGAUAAUGAUCUUUUUCUUUUUCUUUCUCUUAAUCACCCACAAACCUGUUCUCUGUAUCUAUGAGUUUUUUGUUUUGUUGUUGUGGUGUUUUGCCUUUCAUACUAAGGAAUUUAGAAAUGACAACAUAUAUGGUCCCUUUACUACUGAAAUAUAUCACCAAGUGAACAAUCUUAUGAGACUAUACUACAUAUUAUAACCAGGAGAAAAAGCAGUUUGACAGCGACCUCUGAGUGAACAGCCUGUAACUACUGCAUUGUAGUUUAACCAGUAUUACAGUUUCCCUCUGAUCUCAUCAGCUUAGUUAGGACAAUAAUGUCCCAUCUUAGCCAAACAAUUCUGAUUUAAGUGUGAAGCUUCUGUUCAGAUGCUUACCCCAUCCUUUCUCACAUUGGAAUUUACACACUAGAAAUAUCUCUAUAGGUAAGAGAGAAAUAAAUGCAGAUCAGACAUAAACUGGGGAUGGCUCAUUUCUCUGCAUCUUUUAUGGCCCAGAGAAGUUAAUUGAACAGGAUUUAUUUUUUCUUUCUUAAACCUACAUGAUUAGAUCUGGCCUUUUAACUGAUUCCAUUAACUUUGUCCCAUUUGUACUUUAAAAAAAAGAAAGACCUUUGAACAUCAGUAUGUUAGUAUGUACUAAAAUAUUUUGUUUCAGAAUUAUCCCAUCCAAAUCAGUGAAUUUUGCCUAAACUAAACAUUUUAAAAACCUAGACAUUAUUGUCUCAUUUAUUACCUCAAACAUUUCUCUCUUUGUAAGAGAUUAGUAAAACCUAAUGAUCUCCUUUUCUGUGGCUAGAACAGUUUCUCUAUGCAUAGUUUCAGGCUCUGAUAUGUGCAUGUUAGCUUGCCUGGGUUUGUCCUUCUCAUGACCUCAGUUCAUUUAACUGAAAUAUGAAAUUAGAGUGUCUCAUGAUAACUCACAAUUUUGUUUGAGCACCCAGUCAUAAUCGAUUCAUUUCUACUACUUGUUUGUGUGUUGUAUUUUUUGUUUUGUUUUGUUUAACCAUAAACCAAUAGUUCUUAAUCUUUGGAACUCACCAACUCUUAUGAGAAUUGUCUUUAGGAAACUCAGGUGAAAUAUUUAGGAAUUGAUCACAAGAUGUCUAUAAAAAUGCUCUUUAACUUCAUAUAUGUGUUCCAUUGUAUGCAAUUUGAUCAUUUUUGAUAUGAAAGAGGGAUGAUCAAGUAAGCCAAGGUUGUGCUCAUUUUUGUAACCUGAAUAUAUUUUCCAUAUGAGCCCUCAUUAACUUUAAAGACAAACACUUGCUGGAGAAAGCUAGAUUGAUGAGAGUGAGACUGGCCAGAAAAUAUUGAAACAUCACUUUUUAUCAGUAGAUAAAUAUUUAGAGUCAAAAGUCAGUUUGAUUUGACAUUGCAUUUGAAAAAUCCUGCAUUAUUUUUAUUAAUAUGAAGACAUUUUACCCCACUACUAUAGACACAUACAGUGUUAUAUUCUACAUUCUUUGUAAACAUUUGAGGAAAAUCAACUUUGCAUUUCAUAUUGUUGGAAUACCAUCUAUCACUCAAAUAAACUCAACUGCUAGAGUGCUGAAGCUGGGAACUCAUUAAGUAAUAACAUAGCUGGGAAUGCAUAAUUGUGACUUUAAUGUUGCAAAGAGUCAUCUACAAGAAUGAGACAAGGAUUUGAAAGACAACAAUAUAAAGGCAUGAGUUUUCUAAUUUUAUGUGUACGGAAUAUAUAUUUUAAAUAUAAGUUUUUCUACUUUAGAUAAAGUUAAUGUUGCUGUCACCUAGGUUAAGCACUACUUACUGUCUAUGCUAGUAAAAAUAUAAACCAAAAAAAGUAAAAAAUAUACCAUUGCCUUAAGGUAGUCAGCUUGAUUCAAUUUAGAUUUCAUUAUUAUUUUUUUUUACUUACUGGAAUUUUCUUAUAUGAAUAGUUUUGUAAUACCUUUUUUAUUUGUGAAUAAAAUUGUUACCUGGUAUUCUUA